Hippoglossus stenolepis (Pacific halibut) is the source of this 1893-nucleotide messenger RNA. Its product is annotated as prostaglandin reductase 1. The transcript has 9 exons. Gene Ontology annotation, cellular component: cytoplasm. Gene Ontology annotation, biological process: prostaglandin metabolic process. Gene Ontology annotation, molecular function: 2-alkenal reductase [NAD(P)H] activity; 15-oxoprostaglandin 13-reductase [NAD(P)+] activity. Bases 131 to 1120 code for a protein of 329 amino acids. The record is from RefSeq and is a predicted model, not a curated record. Lineage: Eukaryota; Metazoa; Chordata; Actinopteri; Pleuronectiformes; Pleuronectidae.
CGACGAAGGAGGCGUGACUCCCCUGUGGGUUCCCGCCCUGUCCCUUGUCCCAGCAGCAUGAAGCGAGAUCUGCCAUUUCUGUUGUGAGAAGACAAAACCGGCGUGAGCAAUAAUAAAGUUAUUAUAAGCCAUGGUCCAAGCCAAGACGUGGAUCCUGGCCAAGCACUUCGAUGGCUUCCCGAAGGACAGCGACUUCCAGCUGAAGACGGAGGAGCUUCCCGAGCCCAAGGAUGGAGAGGUGCUUCUGGAGGCCGUGUUUCUCAGCGUCGACCCGUACAUGAGGCCGUUCAGUCGGGUUCGCAUGAAAGAGGGCGAAGUGAUGAUUGGAACUCAAGUGGCCAAAGUGAUCCAAAGUAAAAACCCAGCAUUUCCCGUGGGGAGCCAUGUGGUCGGGCGCGGCGGCUGGAGAACCCACACGCUCAGCGACGGCACGGACCUCAUUCCCAUCAUGCCCGAGUGGCCUCAAGACGUCUCGUUGUCGCUGGCUCUGGGUACCAUCGGCAUGCCAGGACUCACGGCGCUGUAUGGCAUCGAGGAGGUGUUGGGACUCCAGAAAGGCGAGACGCUGCUGGUGAACGCUGCAGCCGGCGCCGUGGGCUCCGUGGUGGGCCAGAUCGCCAAGAUCAAGGGCUGCAAGGUGGUGGGUUCGGCUGGCUCUGACGCGAAGGUGGCCUUCCUCAAAGAGCUGGGCUUCGACGAGGCCUUCAACUACAAGACCGUCGGCUCCCUGGAGGAGGCGCUGAAGAAAGCGGCUCCGGAGGGAUAUGACUGCUUGUUUGAAAACGUGGGAGGCUCUUUUUCAAGCGUUGCUCUGCACCAGAUGAAGAACUUCGGAAGAAUCGCAGUGUGUGGGAGUAUUUCUGUGUACAAUGACUCCACACCUCAGACAGGUCCCUACCCACAUCUGACCAUGAUCUUUAAGCAGAUAAAGAUGGAGGGCUUCAUGCAGUCCAGGUGGGAGCACAAAAACCCAGAAUCCCUCAAGAGACUGGUGGGAUGGUUGAAGGAGGGCAAACUUCAAAGUCGGGAGCACGUGACAAACGGCUUUGAGAAGAUGCCAGCUGCUUUCAUGGGGUUGCUGCAGGGAGACAACAUCGGAAAGGCCAUCAUCGCAGUCUGAACACAGGGUCGAGAACGGUGUUAGCAACAAUAACUAUCAUAUACAUUUAUACAUGAAGGAUGAGCAAUACACAGGCAUAAGGAACCAGAGCCUGACCCAUCAGAUGAAGCUGAUAUUAGAGAGUAAAGCGUUUCUGAUAUUAAUAUAUCAGCUGAUACAUACAGGAUAAGAAAAUAAAAAAGUUAGACUUGAUAUAUUUACAGUUUAACCAUAAACGUCAUUCUAUAUAGAAAGAAAACACAAAUAAAACCAAAUGUUUAGAGAUCGAAAGAAGAAAAUUAACAUUUAAAUGUAAAACAUAAAUGCAAAAUAUUUCUGCAUUGUUGUUUCUGUGGAAUAAAACAAAAUUAUAUCUGCAAAUGUAAAUGCAGAUUUGUCUUAAAGACUCAUAUCGGAUGAUAAAAAUCAGUCUCCACUACUAACCACCUAUUUUCAGAUUGGUAUGUUUAUGUUGAUUAUUUGAAUAUUUUUGUAGCCACUAUCAUAAAGCAUUAUAGAUGAAAACACUUUUAUAGUAGUUGCAUUAACUUCUAGUUUAUUUGUUUUAAAGGUUUUCACAGCAGACAAUGAUCCCCAUGUUUGAGUGUAUGUAAGGAGGGAGAGACCAGACAACUGAUGGCAGAUACACAGGAUGGUUGUUUUAGUAAGAAAAUAGUCCCUAGAUGCUCUGUGUGGAUCUGCUGAUAAAACAUUCACUUACUGUUACAUAAUCAACCAGGUGCUUUCUACAAAUAAAUAAGCAUUUAUUAAGGCAAUAAAGGUUUUUUUUUUAA